Molecule: messenger RNA, 3198 nt
Organism: Uranotaenia lowii
Lineage: Eukaryota; Metazoa; Arthropoda; Insecta; Diptera; Culicidae
Gene: Gk2
Product: glycerol kinase
Exons: 12
Coding region: 980-2653 (557 amino acids)
Biological process (GO): triglyceride metabolic process; glycerol metabolic process; glycerol-3-phosphate biosynthetic process
Cellular component (GO): mitochondrion
Molecular function (GO): glycerol kinase activity
Source: RefSeq, a predicted model, not a curated record
AACAUCAACAAGAAAAAAAGUCCCUCACUCACUAGACUAGAGACUGCUGCGGCUAGUUCGGGGAACAAUUUUGUUGUGUGAUUACUGGGCAGUUUUGUGAUAUCGGAAGGCGCUUCCAGUUGGUGGAAGCAUAGGAUAUGAUUGUGUUAUCAGUGAACAGAAAAAAUUAAUCAUACUUCGUACUACAUUGACACUUUUUUUCACUCUUUUCAUUCAUUUGUGUACACCACAUAGUACCUUCCUCUGAUAGCAAAGGGGUUGAACCUUUUCGCUAGUAAACUUUAGGUAUGUACUCAUGUAAUCUAGUCGACGGUCGGAUUUUCCGCAGUCUACUAGUGGCGCUGAUCCUGAACGGUUUCGGAUCGUGAUUAAGUUUACAAACGUCGCCGCGCCACUCGGUCGGAGUUUUGUUUUUGUUCGAGCUGUGCAGAUAAUUUGCAUAUUUACUACCGGUUUCAGUGAGCUAAAUCUAAAUAGCAACCUGAAGGGGCACACAAAGUGCAAUCAACAACAACGCACACAAACAGCCAAAGCAACAUAAGCACAUUUUGAUGGGCUAUGGGUUAAGUGAAACAGGAGCAAGAAAAUUAUGCAACGCAUGUGAUACCUGUGAUAGGAUAGUCCCUUUUCAUUUCCUAUCGGCGCAGUGACACGCAUCAGUCGAGAUACACGGAUGUUAUAUGACAAAUGACAAGUAGAAGCAAGUGAUAAGCGUGACAUCAGAACAUCUCCUAACUAGUUGUAUUUGGCAAAUCACAGGCGUAUUCCGGCGAGGACAGCCGGUAUGAAUCAGCGCGUGUGGUGUGGUUUGACUUUCCAUGAAUGAAUUUGGUGGAAAUUAAGAAGAAGGAAAAAAACGCUCCUGAAGAAGUAUCAGUCAGUCAGCUGAGAGACUUGCUAAGCUUAGCGACGGCGGCGGCAAGUGAUAGUGUAGUGUAAGGAAGAGACACGUUCCUAUCGAAAAAAAAGAAGUGAAAAAAUGGGCUCGACCGAACGUAGCAAGUUGAUAGGCGUAAUCGUCGAAGGGACCAAUACGGCGAGGUUUCGGAUAAUCAAAUUGCCCAAUUUUGAGGAGCUGUGCUCGCACGAACUCCGCAUCACUCAGAUCACACCGCGAGAUGGCUGGGUCGAACAGAAUCCGGUGGAAAUCCUGGAAGCGGUACGUCUAUGUGCCGUCGAAGCCUGCAUCAAGCUGGAACGCCUGGGGUACCUGGUAAAGGACAUAGCCGCCAUCGGCAUCACCAAUCAGCGGGAAACGACGGUCGUGUGGGACAAAAAUACCGGAGAGCCGCUGUACAAUGCAAUAGUUUGGAAUGAUAUUAGAACAAACUCAACGGUAGAUAAGGUGCUGGCACGGUUACCUGAACAGAACCACAACCACUUCCGGUUGAUCUCGGGAUUACCGAUAUCGCCGUACUUCUCGGCUUUAAAAUUGAACUGGCUUAAGGAAAAUGUCCAUGGGGUGCGGAAGGCGUGUCGUGAGAAACGAUGCUAUGCUGGAACCAUUGACACUUGGUUGAUCUGGAACCUCACGGGUGGACCGAAGGGGGGAGCCUUCGUGACGGAUGUUACCAAUGCUUCCCGGACGUUGCUGAUGAACAUCGAAACCCUUCACUGGGAUCCGUUGUUGAUUAAAACGUUUUCGCUGCACGUCGAUAUGCUUCCGGAGAUCCGUAGUUCGUCGGAAAUCUACGGGCACAUCAGGAAUGACAGCGUCCUGGAUGGGAUCCCCAUUAGCGGUAUCCUGGGCAAUCAACAGGCCAGCUUGGUGGGUCAACGGUGCUUCCGGGAGGGACAGGCCAAAAACACCUACCGCAAGGGAUGCUUCAUGUUGUACAAUACGGGAACUAGAUGUGUUCAUUCCACUCACGGGUUGGUCACGACGGUGGCCUACAAAAUGGGACCAAGGACGCCUCCGGUGUACGCUUUGGAGGGGUCAGUUGCCGUUGCCGGCGUAGCCAUGAAAUGGCUUCGUGAUAAUCUAGGACUGCUCAAGGAUAUUCCCACCGAUUCCGAGCAGAUUGCCGGAAGUGUUUUCUCCACUGGAGAUGUUUACUUUGUACCUGCUUUUACCGGAUUGUAUGCUCCCUAUUGGAGGAAAGAUGCUCGUGGCAUCAUUUGUGGCCUCACCAGUUUUACGACCAAACACCACAUAAUCCGGGCCGCCCUGGAGGCCGUCUGCUUCCAGACACGUGAUAUCAUCGAGGCUAUGAAGAAAGACUGCGGAAUCAACUUAAGCAAACUACACGCGGACGGCAUCAUGACGGACAACAAGUUGCUCAUGCAACUCCAGGCCGAUUUGGGGGGAAUUCCAGUUUUGAAAACGGAGGUGAACGAUACGGCAGCGCUUGGCAUCGCGAUGGCGGCGGCCCAGGCCAAAGGGAUCGACCUGUACCAAAUGGAGUCGGACAGUCGGGAUUACCCGCACCACGUAACGCACGAAACGUUCCUGCCAACGACAACCGAUGAGGAACGGAAUGCCCGGUACACCAAGUGGAAAAUGGCCGUCCAGCGCAGUCUCGGGUGGGCAAUUUCCAAGAAGAGCGAUGCCAUGACCGACGAGCGUUACAGUUUGCUGGCAUCCAUUCCGGCCAGUUUGUUCCUGCUGUCCUCUUUCCUGAUGUUAGUUUUUUCCUCAUCCAACCAAAGGUGAUAAGGCUCUUCCCGAUCGAUUUUGGUUCCAAGAACCGGAGCGUUAAACUACCGGCUAUGCUCAAAUAUUGUUAAGGGUAUCCGAAUUGGUUUUUCAAUUGUAGCGUUGUAAUAUUUAUAUUCAUCAUAGUAAGAAGAAAAAAACAGCUUAAUUUGGCUUCUAGAAAGGUGCUUAAGUUUUUUUGGCGAGUGAUUAGAGUAUUAUUUAGGAUAAAUGAAAGAUAGGCUUCCGAAACAGGUUAAAUACUUAAAAAAAGAUUUGAACUUUGCAUUCCUUAUGCGGUAAAGUUGAAGGGAAAUUUAAGGAUACAUAAAGUAAAGUAGGAAAGUGUUGAACAAACUAUGAAAGUUAUCAUGCUUUUGUGAGAUUUUUUUCAUUCUCGAAGAUGGAAUUAAUUCGAAACAGCUUUUUUUUUCAAUGAAUCCCUUUCCAAAAAAGUAGUCGUUUUAAAAGACAUCGAAAAUGUUCCGAUUCUGUACUUAAAAAGUGAACGUUCCUUUUAUUAAUAGGUAUGAGAAAAUGGAAAAUAAAAUAAGUUCAAUAAA